AUUAUUAUUAUUAUUAUUAUUAUUAUUAUUAUUAUUAGUUCUAAGUGUUUAAAACAAAUAUUUUGCAUUUCUUUGUUCAUCCUCAUUUUCCAACCCUUGCAAUCCCUCCAACAUCCUACCCUUAAUUAUUUUCCUUUAACACAAAAUUUCAUCAUAUUUUUUUUGGAUACACUUUUUUUCAAACCAAACUAAUCCUAUCCUGUAUUAUCACAUAUAUACAUAUAUACAUUCACACAUACACACACACAUAUAUUUGUGUAUAAUCCCAUUGAGUUGAUGCUGAAAAUGAUUUUAGUUUCAAUCUUCUAUAUAUAUAAAUAAUUGUUGAUAAAGUAUGAUUAUAAUCAAUUUGUUAAUUUAAUUAUAAACAAUAGUGUGAUAGUGUUAUUAUUGAAAUAGACAAUUUGUUGAUAAAAAUAAUGUGAUUGUGGUGUGAUGGUGGUUGGUAAAUACCGGUGACAGUUAACAUAGACAGAGACAGACUACUACUAUCGAUGACUUGAGAAAUAAAUCCAGAUCAUCUGAAGAAAUCGAUGUUAUAUUUUUAUAACACUUCAUUCUAUCUAUCUGUUGUGUCUAGAUAUUUUAUUUUGAUUUUUUUUUUCUUUUUCUUUUUCUUUUUAUCUGACAAUUUUCAAACAAAUGUAUCUUCAUGUGUAGUCAUCAAAUGUAAAACGGAUGUUGGAAGAAAGAAGAUAUGGAAGAUAUCGGAAGAUUAAAUAUAAUGAACGUUCAUGGAAAAAAUCGAGAUUUGACAAGAAAAAGAACAAGGUGGAACAAAGGGAUAGAGUAAUAUUAAGGUUUAAGUAUUUGGAAAUGCCGGUACCAUCACCACAACCACCACCACCAUUACCACCACCACCAACACCACCAGCGGUAAUUUCCAAUUGGAAAAAGUCUAAAUUGGAGCUUGAGUUUGACACAAAUUCGAAAGACGAUAUUUGAUUGUUCAUCGAAAAAAAAAAGAAAAAAAAAGAAAAGAAGAGAAGAACAAAUUUAACAACAACAACAACAACAAUAUGAUGAUGAUGAUGAUGAUGAUGAUGUGCAAAAGUAAAUUGUCGCGCUUAGUUGAGUGCUUUUGUAGUAGACCCGGUAUAGUUUUACUACUUCUUCCGUGUUUAGUACUAGUCACGUUAUAUCUUGUUUCUGAGGAUAACAUCGAUUAUACGAAUUUUCAAUAUCCGUCCUAUAAAUUUUACAACGAUACUAACGGUACGAUGGACGGUUUUCUCGUAUGGAAUCCAAAAUGUCAUAUGUUAUCGAAGGACGCCCUAGAUCCGUCCAUCGCUAAAUUCAUUAAAAGGGAAAAAUUCGAGGCGUGUUUUAAGGAAAAAUUAUACACUAAAAUAACAAAAGGUUCUAACGAUACAAUGAUCCUUACUUUAGAUGCCAAAAUCUUGGCCAAUCAUAAAAAUAUGAAUUGUUGUUGGUCACCAGUAAUUAGACCGAUCUUUGAUAAUCCGAUAAAACAUAAAUUCGAUUCGAUAAUUACAGUUAAACAAUGUGAAAGUUUGAAAAUGCAAGCUACGAUACCGGACGACGUCGAUGUUGUAUUGGUCAGUUGUAAAACAAAAACGAAGAAGGGAAAAACUAUGACCAAUUAUGAAAAUGUUCAUGCCAUUUUAAAUCCAAAAAAAGUUUAUGAUCGUUUGGAUAAUUUAACAACAACAACAACAACAACAACAACAAAUAACAAUGUAACAACAACGACAUAUGGUAACUCAAGAAAAUUGAGUAUUUUAGUACUCGGUAUCGACAGUGUAAGUCGAUUAAAUUUUCAAAGGAGUAUGCCAAUGACAGAAAAGUAUCUACGUGAGACAGGUUGGAUCAAUUUAAAGGGAUACAACAAAAUGGGUGACAAUACGUUUCCUAAUUUAAUGGCCAUUUUAACCGGUCAAAAUCAAGAACAAGCAUAUUCGAGAUGUAAACCAUCAGAAGCAUACAAACUCGAUCAUUGUCCAUUUCUUUGGUAUAAUUUUCGUAAUGCGGGAUAUGUAACUGCAUAUGGUGAAGAUGAAACAGCCUUGAAUACAUUUAAUUAUUUAAAAGUUGGUUUUGUACAACCACCUACGGAUUAUUAUUUAAGACCUUAUAUGUUAGCAAGUGAAAAACUUCUUAAAUCUAAGAACAGAUUUAAUUUAAAAUAUUGCACCGGUCCUGAAACAAGUUUCGAUAGGAUCUUUAAUUAUGCAAUGGACUUUGCUGAAACAUUUCUUAACGUACCAUACUUUGGAUUUUUUUGGACCAAUUCAAUAAGCCACGAAAAUGUUAAUGAACCAUCGUCAAUGGAUUCACAAAUCUAUCAAAGAUUACAUAAACUUCAGAAAGAAGGUGUACUCAACGACACGAUGAUUGUUUUCUUAAGUGAUCACGGUAUGCGUUGGGGUAGUCUUAGAGAGACUUUCGUUGGUUGGUACGAAGAAAGAUUACCAUUCAUUUAUAUAUGGUUACCAGAUUGGUUCCGUAAUGAAAAUCCUGACGCUUAUCAGGCAUUAAAAAUAAAUGAAAAUCGUUUGACAUCACCUUUUGAUCUUUAUGAAACGUUCCGUGAUAUUUUAUUAACAUCCGGAGGUGAUGCUGAUACUUCACCAGGUUGUCCAAGCUGUUACAGUUUGUUCGAGCCAGUACCAAGAUCAAGAUCAUGUCAGGAUGCUGCAAUUGCAUCACAUUGGUGUGCCUGUACCGCAUUUAGAACAGCUAAUCCUAAUGAUAAAAUCGUAUUAGGUGGUGUUGACAGUUUUUUAAAUCAUAUGGAAAAUAUCGUUAAAGAUUACAAAGAUAAAAAUGGCAAAAGAUUGUGCGCUAAAUUAAAAUUGAAAAAGAUACAUCGCGUAGAUCAAAUAUUAAAUUUCGAUGAUAAGACUUCAAUGAGGAGCAUUGGUUAUUUCUGUAUGAUACAAGUUACACCGGGUAAUGGUAAAUUUGAAUUUACCGUAAGAUACAAUAGCAAUGGUAGUUAUACAGUGUCGGAUCAUGAAGUUAGUAGAAUUAAUCCAUAUGCUACGAGUGCCAAGUGUUUGAAUCAUGGUAUGAAACAGUAUUGCUAUUGCGUUAAAUAGUAUUAUAAUUGACGAUUCAACACACACACCUUUUAUUCUUUUUUUUUAACCUUCUAUUUCCUUUAAAAUACAAAUACAUAUAUAUAUAUAUAUAUAUGUGUGUGCUAAGUUGUAAAUUGGAUCUCCAAUUAUUUAGUAAGCGUCUUAAGUAAACAACGUUAACGUAACAGUUACGUAAAAAAGCUCAGGAAUCUUCAAAACAGUUCGUGAAUUAUUAUUAGAUUUUUAUUCAUAAUUAUUGUAUAGCUAUUGGAAAAUAUUUCUAUUGAAUUUGUUUGAA
Messenger RNA from Polistes dominula (European paper wasp), 3342 nucleotides. RefSeq lists its product as uncharacterized. The record is from RefSeq and is a predicted model, not a curated record. Lineage: Eukaryota; Metazoa; Arthropoda; Insecta; Hymenoptera; Vespidae.